GAAGAAGUUUAACCAUUCGGAGCACCACACAGCUCAAAAGCCUAUACUCAGACUGUUGGUUCCGAAAGAUUUCAUGAAGACGUGGAUAUUAUUCCAAUUAGCAGCCCUGGCUGCUCUUACUGCUGCCCAGCAGGACUGCUCAAAAGGCGCCUGUUACCCCCCCGCGGGAGACCUGCUCCUGGGCCGGGCAAAGCAGCUCCAUGCCUCCUCCACCUGCGGUCUGCUUGGCUCGGAGGUGUUCUGUACACCCUAUGGACUGACGAGAAUGAAGUGCUGUCCCUGUGAUUCGCAAAACCCUGGUGGUCCGAACGCACACACCAUCCAGGAGGUGCUCUCCACCUCAGCACCCCACAGGUGGUGGCAGUCAAGGAAAGGCGUGAGUCCAGUUAGCCUGCAGCUGGACCUGAGUAACCCUUUCCAGCUGGACACCCUGGUUAUGAAGUUCAAGGGACCCCGCCCCGACGCACUAAUCAUUGAGCGAUCGACAGAUUUCGGGCACACCUGGACGCCUGCCCUGUACAUGGCCACAGACUGCCGCUCGACCUUCCCCUCCAUCAGCGUCUCCAUGCCCAAAAACCUGGAGCACACCUACUGCUACCCCCUGCUACCCAUCACCGGCAACCACUACCUGGACCAGACGAUUUACUUCUACCCAUUACGCCAGUUUUCUGACGUCAGUACCCCAAACAGCCAUAAGAUCGAGGAGGUGACUGACUUCACCAACCUGCGAGUGAACCUCACCCAGCUGGGACAGGUACCCCACGUGCCCGGCCGUUCGCCGAGCCGCUUCUACGCCCUGAAGGAGAUGCAGGUGCUGGGCUCCUGCUUCUGCCACGGCCAUGCCAACCGAUGCCUGCCCGACCACACCACCAACCAGCUGCCCUCCACACAGGUGAGUCCAGUGUGUGAGUGCCAGCACAACACCGCCGGGGUGAACUGUGAACGCUGCGCGGAACUCUACAACGACCUGCCCUGGAGACACGCCGAGGAGGGCCGCCCCAACGCCUGCAAACGCUGCGAGUGCAACAACCAUGCCCAGCGCUGCAGAUUUGACCGGAAACGUUACGAGGCCAGUGGACGUGUGAGCGGGGGUGUGUGUGAGGGGUGCAUGCACAACACCGCCGGCCCCAACUGUGAACAGUGCGCCCCUAAUUACUACCGCAACCCCAGGAGUGCCAUCGACCGCACCGACACCUGCUUGCGGUGCCAGUGCAGUGCGGAAGGGGCGGAGCAGGGCAGGCAGUGCGACAGCACGGGGGCGUGCCUAUGCAAGGCCAAUGUGGAGGGCCCGCGCUGUGACCGCUGCAAGAAGGGGUACUACGGCCUGAACGCCGCCAACCCCCUGGGAUGCUCCAGGUGCCAGUGCAGUGCAGAAGGGGCGGAGCAGGGCGGGCAGUGCGACAGCACGGGGGCGUGCCUAUGCAAGGCCAACGUGGAGGGCCCGCGCUGUGACCGCUGCAGGAAGGGGUACUACGGCCUGAACGCCGCCAACCCCCUGGGAUGCUCCAGGUGCCAGUGCAGUGCGGAAGGGGCGGAGCAGGGCAGGCAGUGCGACAGCACGGGGGCGUGCCUAUGCAAGGCCAACGUGGAGGGCCCACGCUGUGACCGCUGCAGGAAGGGGUACUACGGCCUGAAUGCCGCCAACCCCCUGGGAUGCUCCAGGUGCCAGUGCAGUGCGGAAGGGGCGGAGCAGGGCAGUCAGUGCGACAGCACGGGGGCGUGCCGAUGCAAGGCCAAUGUGGAGGGCCCGCGUUGCGAGCGCUGCAGGAAGGGGUACUACGGCCUGAACGCCGCCAACCCCCUGGGAUGCUCCAGGUGCCAGUGCAGUGCGGAAGGGGCGGAGCAGGACGGGCAGUGCGACAGCACGGGGGCGUGCCUAUGCAAGGCCAACGUGGAGGGCCCGCGCUGUGACCGCUGCAGGAAGGGGUACUACGGCCUGAACGCCGCCAACCCCCUGGGGUGCUCCAGGUGCCAGUGCAGUGCGGAAGGGGCGGAGCAGGGCGGGCAGUGCGACAGCACGGGGGCGUGCCGAUGCAAGGCCAAUGUGGAGGGCCCGCGCUGUGAGCGCUGCAGGAAGGGGUACUACGGCCUGAACGCCGCCAACCCCCUGGGGUGCUCCAAAUGCUCCUGCAGUGUGGACGGCUCUUCGUCUGACGACGCCUGUGACCCCGUGACCGGCCAGUGCAGCUGCCCCCCCAAUGUUCAGGGUCCCACCUGUGACCGCUGUGCCCCCGGCUUCUGGAAACUGUCCCCCACCCGUGGCUGUGAGCGCUGCAGCUGUGACCCGACCAACUCCCUCAGCAAAACCUGCGACCAGCUGACAGGCCAGUGUCAGUGUCGGUUUGGGUUUGGGGGCCGGACCUGCGAAGAAUGCCCAGACAACACCUACGGUGACCCAGACACAACCUGCCGGCGGUGUAAAUGCGACCUCACCGGCACUGAGCCAGGAGGCUGCGACAAGAAGACGGGGCAAUGCAAGUGCCUGCCCGGCGUGACGGGCGAACGCUGCGACGCCUGCGCCCGCGGGCGCUGCGACCGCUACCCCAACUGCCCCGCCUGCCCCUCGUGCUUCUUCACCCUGGACCGCCAGCUCAAGGACUUCACCCUCAGCCUGCGUCGCCUCAUCUCCCAGGCACCCACCCUACCCGAGACCACCCCGACAGACCUGACCCCCCGCAUCCGGGCCCUGGAGGAGACCCUCUCCAAAAUCCGGGACACCCUGCCGCUCCCGGCCCCCUCCGACAGCCGGGUGGACAAGCUCCUCGCAGACCUGCGCAGACUCAGGGAGAAAGCAGACCAACUGGACCCAGAACUCUUCCCCACAGACGAAGUCCCAGCUCUGGCCAAACAGCUCGAUGAUCUCAGGGCCGAACUCGCGGGCCUGAACCUGGACUACAACAGCAAGAAAGACGCCCUGAAAAACGUCGUCAAUGCCAGCCUUGGAGAUGCCUUUGGGACCAUAAAGAAGGCAUACGACGAAUCAACAGACGCGUUGAAGAAUGCUGAGGCGACCCAGCCCGUGGUGGAGAAGUCAGAGACGACCCGUAAAGAUGCAACCGAUUUGGAGGGAACAGUCCAGCCCACCAACACAGCGGACCUGAAGAACCUGGACAACCAGCUGGCCUCUCGGCCCAACCUUACUCCGGCGGCAAAGCAGGUCUGCGGCAGCACUCGCUCCACCCCCUGCACGCCCACGCAGUGUGACGGGGAGCUCUGCCCCGAACCCGGCACCGUCUCCUGUGUGGAGGGUGAGAGCUGCGUCGGAGCCCUGCCCCUGGGGGAUAAGGCCCUGAAAGACACAGAGGAGGUCAAAAACAGGCUACAGCAGCUCAACAAGAAGAUCCAGGAGGCAGCAGACAAGAUCCAAGCCGCAGAGGACUCAGCCAAUGACGUGAGGCAAUCCACAGAUGAUCUCACCAAUCAGAUUAAACAGGCCCGGAAUGGUCUGGAGGACGAGUUGGGAGACAUCAAAAAGUUUGUCAAGAAUCUGAAGGACUUCUUGUCAGACCCCUUGUCGGACCCGACCGCCAUUCAGACAGUAAGCGAGGGCAUCCUGGCCACCAAGCUGCCCCUCAGCCUGGCCGCUUUGAAGCGGAAGAUCCAGGAGAUCGAAAAGCUGGCCGCUGGCCUCCCGGACAGCAGCAAGCUCCUGGCCAGCACCACGCCACAGCUGGACCUCGCCCGCAAACUGCUGGGCGAGGCGCAGGACGCCAGGGACACGGCCCUGGGGGUGAAGGGCAAAGUGGACAAGCUGCUGGAAGACCUGGGCAGCGCAGAGGAGUUACUGGAAGACGUGGACGGCAAGAUCCAGGACACUCUGGACGUUUUGGACACUGUCACCGCCAACAUUGCAGAGGCCAAGGAAAAGCUGGACCCCGCCACAACGUUACUGGAUGAAGUGACGGGCCUAACGGGCACUAUGCUGCCCGAGCUGGACAAGCUGAAGGAGCUGGUGCAGAACGAGACUGAGAACGCCGAAAAGGCCCAGGUCGACGCCGAAGCCGCCAAACAGGAAGCUGACGAUGCCACCAAGGAUCUGCAGGCUCUCGAGGACCAGCUGGAGCUCCUGCGACAGAAAGCCAAGGAGGCUGAUGGGAAGGGGGAGGUUGCGAGCGGCGCCGGGGAAAGGCUUAAAAAGCUGCAGGAGGAGUCCGGGACCCUCAUCCAGGACACCAUGGACAUGAUGAGGAACCUCACAGGUGCCGAGGAGUCCCUCGCCGAGGCCACGAACCAGCUGCUGAAGAAGGCUCAGAACCUGACCGGGCUGGACAAGAGGCUGCAGAAACUCCUGGACGAAAUCCGAGCCAAGGCCGACUACAUGAGCUCCUGCCGCGGGUGAGCGGCGGCGUCUGCUGCUGCAACCGCGGCGACCGGCAACCACGGCAACCGCCCGGCCCGCCACACGCCGGUCCACCGGAAGCACGCUUUUCUCUGUGGACUUUUUCACCCCUGUUAACACUCGGGUGUUCCCGUUUGUUGUAGCUUUUUUGUUGUGCUUUAUGGGUAACCCCAAAAAACAGCAUCUGCCGAGUGGCUGUAGUGUGACGCUGGAGCUCUCAUGGCUCCAAGUCAGCGCUGACAUGGGGGCCUGAACACCACUGAGCACUUUGCACAGACGGCUUGGAACCCCGCCGUUCUUCACCCUGUCUUGACCAUGUUUUCUUAAUUUAUUGUUUAUUUAUGAACCGUCGCUAAACCAGGCGUUGGCACGUCUGGUCCUGGAGGGCCAAAACAGACUAAACCGACUGAAAACACACUCGCUUUGGUCAGCGUAUAUCACCAGCUUUUAAAGGGAAAUGCAUCAAUCUGGUCAAUCAAGCCAGCUAGGCAUCAGAUGCCCUCUUGGUCCCCUGUUCUAGAACAGGAGGUGUGAAAUUGUAUUACCAGAUGUUAUACAGUAAUUCAAAGACCUCCAAAGUCAGGAUAACAUCCCUUUGGGGACUUCUCAAAACCUAGCAGAGGAGGACAUCUUGUAUUUUCUCU
This is a messenger RNA of Anguilla anguilla (European eel), 4983 nucleotides long. RefSeq names its product laminin subunit beta-3-like. Lineage: Eukaryota; Metazoa; Chordata; Actinopteri; Anguilliformes; Anguillidae. The coding region runs from base 74 to 4339 and encodes 1421 amino acids. Gene Ontology annotation, cellular component: laminin trimer. Gene Ontology annotation, biological process: substrate adhesion-dependent cell spreading; basement membrane assembly; cell migration. Gene Ontology annotation, molecular function: extracellular matrix structural constituent. The transcript is spliced from 28 exons. The record is from RefSeq and is a predicted model, not a curated record.